AAGAAGAAGAAGACGACGACACUGCGCACUGCAGAUGCUUGUGUACGCGGAGAAGUCGACUGGGAGGACCUGAGUACCUACGUUCAUGACGUUAUAUCAGGUUAUGCACAAGAGUCGUUUCUCGUCAAGCCUGCAGUGAACUAAAGCAAAGAAUGGGAAUAAGUAUGCGCGGUGUUUUUAUCGCUAAAACUGCUUUCACCGGACACCGACUUUUGUUCUUCUGCGGUGUGUUCAGAAGGCAGUAGCUUCGGGAAGCAAACAACCAAGCUAGCACCACAGGCUAGCUUCAUCGAGGCUAGCUUGCUAGCAAAACUGCUAGUGUUAUUGUGGCCCCGCCACGAACCUCCCAGCGAGCAUCUGUCGCAUGCCCAGAAAGAGAAAAUGGUGUACCUUUUGAAUCCUAUAGAGAACCUGAGAAGCUACAUCAAUAACCGUCCACCACUGGUAAUCUUUAUGAUCAGUGUCAGUGCAGUGGCCAUCGCCUUCCUCACCGUCGGUUAUUUCUUCAAGAUUAAGGAGAUCAAGUCUCCAGAGUUAACAGAGGACUGGAACACCUUUCUGCUGCGCUACAAUGAGCUGGACCUUUGUGCGUCAGAGAAUGAAACGAUAAAGCAUGGCUUGAACGAGUCCACUACUCCAGAGAGCAUGGUCGUGACCAGUGGUCAGGCUCGUUCCAGCACCCAGUCUCCCCUCCUGCUAGAGGACUCGGGUCCAAUCAACAUCUCUGUCCCUAUCACUCUUACUCUGGACCCGCAGCGGCCUUUUGGAGGGUACUCUCGCAAUAUCACCCACCUGUAUGCCACAGUCUUGGGGCAACAAGUCGGCCUGUCUGGUCGAGAGGCCCAUGAAGAAAUAAACAUCACUUUCACGCUGCCUGUAUCCUGGAACUCGGAUGACUGUGUACUGCACGGCCACUGCGAGCAGGUGGUGUUCAGCACUUGCAUGACUAUCACGGCAGCCAGCAAUAUCUUCCCAGUCACAGUGCAGCCACCACACUGCGUGCCGGAGACAUACACCAACGCCACAUCUUGGUACAAGGUGUUCACCACAGUCCGUGACUCCGACACCAAGUACAAUCAGGACUACAACCCCUUCUGGUGUUACAAAGGAGCAAUUGGCAAGGUGUACCACGCACUCAACCCAAAGCUCACUGUCAUUGUUCCUGAUGACGACCGUUCGCUCAUCAACCUGCAUCUAAUGCACACGAGCUACUUCCUGUUUGUCAUGGUCAUCACUAUGUUCUGCUAUGCAGUCAUCAAGGGGCGACCUGGCAAAGUGCGACAAACCAACAUCGACUUCUGCCCUGAGAAGGUACAACCGACACCAGCAGUGCUAUAUGACGUGAACAGGUGGCGUUGUCAGAAGGUUAAAACGACAUCUGAGCGCUCUAACAGAACUUAUCUGUAACACGGACAAGUUCAAAGGAAGAAGGAAUAAAAAUAAACAUACCAGUUGCCUAGUGAACCUCGAAAUACAAUAAGGGACACAAAAGCUCUGUGAAUGCAUUACUCUUGCAAUGUUGGGUUUCUCCAACCAAAGAUAUACAAGUGCCUGUAUUUAUGUUGUAAAUAUUUGUAGGAACUCUGAUGUUAAAACCUCUUCCCCUGCUCUGUUUUUCUUCUUUUUUUUUAUUAUUUGCCUGAGCCCCCUUGUGCCAUGUCAGAACAUGCAGUACAUCAACAAAGCAGAAGACCAUGUCCAAGAACCUCACAGCUAUUUUUCCAGCAGUAGUUGGUGUCGUUUUAUCAAGCAACAUUGGAAUGGGAAAACGUGUUUUUAAAAUAUAGAUGUGUGCUAAAAGAAAAACAUUGGUGGCAUUAUCAACGAUCACAUUAUUGAGCUUGUGCUGUAACGGUUUGGAUACAUCUCCCAUGAUGAGAGCAUGCUGUUUAGUCACUUAAGACUGUAUGCUGGUGAACUAAACUGGCCUGAGGGUGGGAUGCUUGUGGUACAUUUAUAAUGAAAUUUGCAUUAUGCACUUGUUACUGCAGCUUUAACAGGGAUGAGAAUAAAUGUAGCACUUUCCUGAUCCACACAGUGGAAGUUAAAAAGAAGCCUGAUUCGGAUUGAGCAUUUCCUUCAGCCAUAGCUUUGCAUCAUUUGAAACUGGGAGAUCAGUUUAAAAGCUCCUUGCCUAACUACAGUACCAUCCACGUUCCCUGUGUCACUAGAUAUUAAAACUGCACAUCAUAUCUGAACGAAUGCGUCCUCAUCAACAGUAAAACUGACAGCUGUCUCAGUUUGUUUAUCAGAAACCUGUUCAGUACUUAGAGGAGCUGCAGAACUUGGCUGAUGCUAAACUGCUGUUCAGACCCUGUCACACACUUUUUCUUUUUUUUUUCCUGCAGCCUCGUCUCCCACAGUUUCCCAUCGCCUCUCGUUUGCAGCCAUUUUGAACCAGUUUAGCAGCUUUGGCGUCGAGCUUAGCUUCGGUCGCGCCUCAGCGAAGCUAAACACUGUCCUGCCUUACUUACACUAUGAUCAGAUGGGCCCUCACGCUCAGGCAUGGGAUCCUGUCUGGUCCCUGCUUCCACAGCCAACCUUGUUUGUUUGUUUGGUCACGAGGAUGAACCUGUGGCGUGAAAGCAGAUGUGAUCUUUUGUUUCGUCGUAUCAAAUGUCAAACUUUAGAAUGCUCUUGAUUUACAUGUGUCUACUUUGGACUGAUCACUUGGUUGCAUGUGUUUUUGUAGUUAAUGUUCCUUCAGACUUUUUGCACAUUUUAUUUUUUUUGUUUGCCUCCCAUGCAGAUUCACAUUUUUGAGAUGGCAUUAAAAUAAAAAAAGGAUUAAUUAUAGAUGGAUUAAAUCAUUAAAAAGCUUUAUUAAUUAAUUUUAACAAAAUGAGCAAAAACUGAAUGUGUGUGACUUUGUCAAAUCUAGAGACAAAGUGAGGUUUUAGACUGUGGUUCUCACCUCUAGACACCCACAAACUAAAACCUGGCAAAGUUUCACAGGAAAUGUGACUUAUUGCGUAAAUGUAGCUUUAAAUGUGAAAUUCCAACUCCAGUAGUUGUCCGAACCGUAGUUCCAGAGCAUGGCUAACGUUGACAAUCAUUUAAUCUACAUCUGCUGCAAAGCCCAUUAGGUUUGUAACACAGAAGAACAGCCACCGUCACGAGCCACUGUCCACUGUGCUGUCCUGACUGUAUAAUGUAGUAAUAAUAAUAAUUUGUCAGCUUCUGUGAAAUCAAACUUCCUUCCUACAGUCUUAAAAGGAAAAUUGGAGAACCCGUAAUCUAAGUCUGCCUGUAAUUCUUGCAUAUGACUCGCAAAAUGGCAGUUGCUGAUCUAUUUUACUUACCUCUGUUAUAAGUUUGUUGAUGUACUUGUUGAAUGUAUUUUUUAUACAUAUUCUAAAUCUGUGAUGCAACAAUUCCAAGAGAUUUUAAAACUGUCGUAGUUUGAUCUUUUGUUCUGUUUGAAAGGCUUUACUUGAAUUGUGUUUUCGAGUGGUUUAUUCUAAGGUUUAUUUUUCUGUGGCUGACAUGCAUCUCGUCACAUUUAAGGUUUUCGAACACUUUGUACAUUUAUAGUUUUGGGUUUUGUAUGUGUGUUAGUGGAUGAGUGAAAGGUGUUGGGUGUUGGUCCUGAUGGUUGUGAUACAUGUUCCCCCACAGUGAAUGGCGCUAGGACAUGUCUUCCUAUUUAGAGGUGUAAAAUAUUCGAGCAUGGGCGUGUUGCUUUUCCUGUCAUCACUAUCCACCAUGUGUUUACAGUAGGACUGAAGCAGUUUUAGACAGCUUCUCAGCUUCUAAUAGACUGUUGGAGAACUAGGAUGUUGGGAGGGAAGCCUGGUUUGGAAGUGAAUGAAGCAUGCCAUGUUAUUGCCAUAUCAUCAUAAUUAAUAUCAGUGUCCUGCAUUGACCUGGGUCUUGUCCUUUUUGGUUAGAAUUGCAACGCUAAUUGCAAAAUGCCUUAACAUUGUUCAGUUCAGUUUGAGUUUUUCAUGUUAUCACAUAUUGUAAAACACACUGACUCUGUAUAAUCGAAUCCAAACGCAUUACUCGUAUCAUCCCUUCUCAGUUACAGGAAGCUCAAAUGACCAGGAUUGUUCAUAAAACUGACUCUUUAGGAGCAGAUUGAAGUUUGAAUCCGCUCCACUAUAUCACUGAGGACUGAAGUAAUGACUGGAGCCAUAUUUGACUUAGUUGCAGCAUCCCGUUGUUCCUUUAAAAGCUGCCAUUGUUUUCCAUGUUAUCCUCUCACUCAUAUUAGCAGCGCUUACAGGCAAAUAUUAAGCCAACUCUGUGCCUUCUGCACCAUCGAGCUGCAUCCUCUUUCCUGUACAUACAGUAGAUAGGACCAUAGGUUUAACGUGGCUAGGAUGUUAUUCAAACCCCUUUCCUCUCCAGUGGAACUGCUGUAAAUGAAUUCAAGUUUAAAUAAAGUGUCUCUGAAGUUCAA
Betta splendens (Siamese fighting fish) is the source of this 4405-nucleotide messenger RNA. RefSeq names its product transmembrane protein 248 (gene tmem248). The record is from RefSeq and is a predicted model, not a curated record. Lineage: Eukaryota; Metazoa; Chordata; Actinopteri; Anabantiformes; Osphronemidae. The transcript has 7 exons. The coding region runs from base 382 to 1407 and encodes 341 amino acids.